Molecule: messenger RNA, 684 nt
Organism: Knipowitschia caucasica
Lineage: Eukaryota; Metazoa; Chordata; Actinopteri; Gobiiformes; Gobiidae
Source: the annotation of a GenBank genome assembly
AUGUCGGGGCAAUCGGAACGCUGGAAAAUAAGCAUCUUAAGGUCGAUGGAUGUGAAACAAUCGCCGGAGAUAUUGCCUGCAACAGUCGGGGUCCUCAACAUCCGAAACGCUGAUAGCGUCUUGAGAGGCACGAAGACAGAGGGAAGGGGGGGGGCCGCUUGUCGCGUAAAGAAGGCGCUACCAGACGGCCAACCCAGUUUCCCUGCGGGACAUAAGCCCCAAGUGGGCGAGUGCAGAGCGGACGGCAGAGGACCGCCCUCACUCAUCCUCACGUCCAGCACCCCGUGGACGCCAAGGACCAGCCGACAGAGGCCCUGGAAUAUCAACCUCCUCAGGGUCAAGACGAAAAGAGUGUCGCUGCAGCCACAGAACAUGUCACAUCGUCUCCCCACAACGGGGCCAGGUCCGGCCACAGGUGGGCCCAGCACUUUCCUCGAACCGGCGGCGAACAUACCGCGAGAAGUGCCUUCAUUGGGCCAUCUCGGACGCAAGGUGGUCCAUCCGUGCAAGAGACAACACUGCAGGCACCUACGCUGCCUCUGCGGAGCUACUCCCGAAGAAUCAGUGAGACACAGCCGCACGCUUAGACCAGAGGGCCGUGGGCAGGCAGGCGGCAGGAGCAGGCCGGCCACGGCAUGGGCGGACCCCUCCGAAGGAGCCUCCUUCACUACCGGAUCCAUCUAG